UUUCCGCCUUUCUAGAUAUCUCCCAAUGCAAAAACAAAAUCCACUCCGCCCAAGUAAAAUAACCCAAGAUCCAAAGAAUAUUUAGCAAAGAAUCGUAAAAUGGUGGCCAGCCAGAGAGCACAAGACAACUCCAAGCCAAGGGUAUAUGCGCCCAGCACUUUCACAUGCUCCAAGCAUCAUCGCGGUAAUCCUCCAGGUCAAAAAAAAAAAAAAAAGACGAAAAAGAAAAACAAAGGUUGCCAACCGAGAAAAAAAGAAAAAAAAAAAAAAAGGUAUCACUGAGUUUGAGUAAUGCAGCAAAAUCGAAAGUCGCAGGCGCCGUCGCUCG
Molecule: messenger RNA, 328 nt
Organism: Aspergillus glaucus CBS 516.65
Lineage: Eukaryota; Fungi; Ascomycota; Eurotiomycetes; Eurotiales; Aspergillaceae
Exons: 1
Coding region: 100-282 (60 amino acids)
Source: RefSeq, a predicted model, not a curated record